AUGGUUUCUCUCUUCAGAAAAGAGCUUUACUAUGCAGCAAUUGUUUGCUUAACACCAUUAUGUUUUGGUCUAAUUAUUGGAUAUCCAUCCCCUUCUGCAGCGUAUUUUAAAAAGAAUUGGAAAGAAUUUCCUAGUCAGUGGAAAUUGUUUGUUGCAAUUACACAAUUGACCGCAGCUAUUGGCCCAUACAUUCCCUCAAUACUUUUUAAAUUUGGUUUAGGAAGAAGAUUAGUAACAUCAAUAGUCAAUAUCAUAAGUAUAGUUUUAUGGGUUAUACUCAUAUUUAUGACAGAGAAGCUCUUUUGGAUGGGAUUUGUUAUCCGAAUUCUUCAAGGCUUCAUGCUUGGCGCAAUGUCAUCUAUUGGUCCAUUAUUAUUACUAGAAGUCGCACCAGUUGAACAAACUGGUUUAUACGGAACAUUUAACCAAAUUUUUAUUGUUAUUGGUUCCAUCGUCAACUUCUUGAUUGGAGAAUACCAAAAGCCGUCAGCAAUGUGCAUAUUCUCAGCUGCCGUUCAUACACUACAGCUUUGUCUAAUUUGGCUAAUUCCUGUUGAAGCUUUCAAAGAACAAAAAGUUGACACAGGAGAUCAAUCUGCCGAGUCCAUAUUCCAGAAGAAAUACGUUUGGCCUCUAAUUAUUCUUAUGAUUAUUAUGUUCACACAGCAAUUUUCCGGAAUCAACGCAAUUAUUGCAGAUUUAGCCGGAAUUUUUGCCAAAGCAAAUAUAAAAGGUCUCACACCAGGUAUACAAUCAGUCAUAGCUACGCUUGCCCAAUUGAUUGCUUGUUUCGUGUCUGGUGGUUUAAUUAAAACAUUAGGAAGGAAAGCGAUGUGGACAAUCUCAGGUUUAACAUGUGCAUCUUCUUUAAUAUGCUUUGGAUUUAACUCAAAGUACAAUUGGGCCAAUGUUCUCCCCGUAAUUUUAAUUUUCUUGUAUCAAUUUGGUUUCGGACUUGGACUUGCUCCGAUGCCAUGGUAUUCUUCUCCUGAAAUGUUUCCAUUAACUGUCAGGCCAAUGGCUUCUUCGAUUAAUGGAAUGGCAUCAUGGUUCUUUUCUUUUAUCAUUGUUUAUGCUUCUCCUGCUAUGCAAGAGUCUAAAAUUGGAGAGCUUGGUUUGUACUUAUUCUAUGGAAUUAUAACAAUUCUUGGAACUAUUUUUGGCUUCUUCUACAUUGUAGAACCAGAUGAUGAAGAUGAUGUUUCACUUGAUAACAAAUCUGAUGAACUCUAA
This is a messenger RNA of Trichomonas vaginalis G3, 1233 nucleotides long. RefSeq names its product major facilitator superfamily transporter. The record is from RefSeq and is a predicted model, not a curated record. Gene Ontology annotation, biological process: transmembrane transport. Gene Ontology annotation, cellular component: membrane. Gene Ontology annotation, molecular function: transmembrane transporter activity. Lineage: Eukaryota; Parabasalia; Trichomonadida; Trichomonadidae. Bases 1 to 1233 code for a protein of 410 amino acids. The transcript has a single exon.